Messenger RNA from Misgurnus anguillicaudatus (oriental weatherfish), 1059 nucleotides. RefSeq lists its product as uncharacterized. Lineage: Eukaryota; Metazoa; Chordata; Actinopteri; Cypriniformes; Cobitidae. The record is from RefSeq and is a predicted model, not a curated record. Gene Ontology annotation, biological process: regulation of cell differentiation. Gene Ontology annotation, cellular component: membrane.
CUCUCUCUCUCUCUCAUUUGAGAGCAAAGCCACAGCUUCAAUGCUUUGAAUGCUUUGUAUCUUUGCUGCUUGGCUGAGCACAGGAAUGAACACAGCAGUGGUACACAGAGGAUUCCUCAGGAAAUACGGAGGCUUUAUGUUCAAGCAAUGGAAGGAAAAAUAUCUGGUGUUAACCGUAGAAGGAAAUCUGAUGGUGUGCCGAGAUGCAGACUCAUCGCCUGACCAGGUUGUGAGGCUGCAGAGCAAUUGUGAGUCCAUAGUGGAGGGAAAAGAAAUUCUGGAUUUGCCCCGUUUACCUGCUGGGGGACGCAGAGACAGCUGCUUUGCCCUCAUAUUACCCCAAGACAAAUUUCUUCUUUUGCUCUCAGACAAUCCUGAUGAGUGCAGUCAAUGGCUGAAGUUACUCAGGAAGGUGAAGGAGGGUGUGACUUCACCACUUGCACUAAAGAGACAGCAGAGCAUCACACCCUGCAUCACAGACAGAGAGCCACUUUCAGACAUCUCCAGUGACAAAGACCCCUCGUCCCCCCUCUUUAGUGACAUGAGCCUGAACUCCCCAUGUGUCCGCUCCAGAGAAAACUCCUUCAAACAGAGAGGCAGCAUAAACCAGCGGCCUCCCCGCAGUCCCGCCAUAGCUCCGCCCCUUCGAUCUGCAGACUGUCUGCGACAUGGAAACAGCAGCGACGCGCGGGCCGUAAGAGCCGUCUGUCUGCUGAUGGGAGGAGCAGCCGCGUCCUCGGCUCUGGCCUACUUAAACACCUGUCCACCGUCCUCCUCUAAUGUAUCAGUCCGUGCUCCUGAUAUGACCCAUUCCACAGCUUUCUCUGAGAUGGGAGGAAGUGGCUCAUAUCACACCUGCAGUCAGGCCAUAGAGUCGCCACAUUUUAACAGCUUUGACUUUGAAGGAGAUUCUGAUUUUGAUGCUUUUGACUGUGGAGGGUUUGCAUUUUAAGGUUAUUCAGAGAAAUAUGUUUUACCUUAUCCGCAGGGUUCCCAAAGUCAUAACCAACCUGCGGGUGUCAGAGAAUUGUAAAUUCCAGCCCAGGAAAGUCAUGAAAA